CAAAGACUGAUCUUCAGAGUCUUGAGGACUUCGCAACAAAACAAAGCUAGCUGCAGAUGGAAGUUUGCCCAGACUGUGGAAUGUUGUUGCAAUAUGAGUUGCCUCAUAUGGACCGUCCAGCCAGAUUCUUUUGCCCUGCAUGCCCUUUCGUAUGUAACUUAGAGAACCGGCUUAAGAUGAAGAAAAGGCAGCCUUUGGUUAAGAAACAAAUGGAUCCAGUGAUUUCGACAGAAGACAUGGAUAAUGCUUCGACUGCUGAAGUUCCGUGUCCGGCGUGUGGUUACAGGGAAGCUGCAUAUUAUCAAGUGCAGAUAAGGUCAGCAGAUGAGCCUAUGACUACAUUUUACAAAUGCAAGAACAAGAUGUGUGGAAACAAUUGGAGAGAAGACUGAAAUGGUUUUAAGAAACAACUGUGUAUUCUUCAAUAGUUUCUUGGUACCAUUUCUCGGUUUGUGCGUAUCAUCCUAGCACAGGCAGGGGCCAUGUUGAUCUUGUCUGUAUCGUUCCAAUUUUAUUGGAUGUCCAUAGAGGGACCUGUAUUCUGCAAAAGUUGUGCACUCUUUAAGUCCAAGCUUUGGUCCCCAAUAACCUAAUUUGAACUUGUUAUG
This is a messenger RNA of Solanum verrucosum, 608 nucleotides long. RefSeq lists its product as uncharacterized. Bases 57 to 392 code for a protein of 111 amino acids. The record is from RefSeq and is a predicted model, not a curated record. The transcript is spliced from 4 exons. Gene Ontology annotation, molecular function: DNA-directed RNA polymerase activity; zinc ion binding; nucleic acid binding. Gene Ontology annotation, biological process: DNA-templated transcription; termination of RNA polymerase III transcription. Lineage: Eukaryota; Viridiplantae; Streptophyta; Magnoliopsida; Solanales; Solanaceae. Gene Ontology annotation, cellular component: RNA polymerase III complex.